UUAAAAUUGAAAAAUUAGUAAAAAUAAUAUGGAAAAUUCUUCAGUCAAGAAAUCACAAUUAGGCUAUCAAUGUGUGGGGUGUGAAGAUUACUAUUUGAGAAUCUGGAUUAUUCCUGGAUGUCAGCAUUGAUAUUGAGAGGAAUGCUAUGAAGAGCUUAAGACAAAAAUCAAAUCUUCUAAGGUCCAAUGUAUAGCAAGAGGAUGACCAUUUUCUUAUGGUGAAGAAAGUCUUCCUAAGGAUAUAAAUGAUCUCUCUCGAUAUAUUGAGAGCAAGAAAGAACCCACUCCUGAAAAGAAAGUGGAGGUAGAAGAUUCUUGAGAUAAAAAUACUAUUGAACAAUUCAGAUUUCAAGCCCAGCCAGAGAACGAAGAGCCAAAGCACUGGAUAGCGAAGUAUUUGCUUAGAGUUUGUGAUCAAAUAGAAGAGGAUGAAUAUUUUAUUACUAAAUAAAGCAGAAUUAUAU
This is a messenger RNA of Moneuplotes crassus, 464 nucleotides long. The record is from the annotation of a GenBank genome assembly. NCBI's taxonomy places the organism in Eukaryota, Ciliophora, Spirotrichea, Euplotida, Euplotidae.